Molecule: messenger RNA, 886 nt
Organism: Saccostrea cuccullata (small rock oyster)
Lineage: Eukaryota; Metazoa; Mollusca; Bivalvia; Ostreida; Ostreidae
Exons: 2
Coding region: 1-444 (147 amino acids)
Source: RefSeq, a predicted model, not a curated record
AUGGCAAAGGCCCCAGGAAUCAAACAUACUGAGAUAGUAGAACUGAGCAGAUUUUCCAGCAAAGUUAGCUCAAUGAAUCCACACUGUAUCUGCAUAUUGCUGAAAAAUGACCUUGAAAUUUCAUUAAUAAAUCCAAAAGUUUACACAAAUUAUGGGAAAUUGUUUGGCGCUCCACAAAAUGCAAUUGAGCCAGGUGAAUUUGCAUGCCUUGGAUUUUACAGAACAAAUUACCUUCUAUUUGGACCAGAGGGAAUUGUAUCCUAUGACCUGAAAGAUUUAGGAACAACAUUUUGCAUAUAUUUUGACAAUCCAUAUUUUGGUUAUAACAAAUUUACAAUGUAUUGGAUGAACGAGGGAAAGAAUGUGGAUCAAGAUCUCUGUCGAACUCUUUCGUCGGAUAAAGGAAUUUAUUUGGUAUGUGUAUGGCAACAUGACCUGGCAUGAUAUGAAAUCCAACACAAGCAAUGCUAACGUUAUCGCUUCCGGUUUCAUCGGAGAAGGAUGGACUGCCGGAUUGCAGGUGAUAGUAAAAAAUACAUGAACUCUGCUUACAACAAAAUUGCCGGAAUAUUGGAACAUGAUGAAGUUGCUUCUAAAUAUGAUUGUGAUUACUUCUUAUCUCUCAUAUUUUGUUCCUAUUAUACGCUUACCACUUGCAAUUCUCUUUUACAAUAUUUCAUCUAUCUUUGCUUUGUGACAAAAUUCUACACAUCAAAAUGAAUGUUAGACAAUUUUAUAACAAUAUCAUUUUUCACCUUGGCCAAAAUAAUGAAUUUUGGCUAUUUAAAUUGCUUAUAAACUUUGUUAAAUAUUCAAUUAAAUUUUAAACGUGUAGUUCAAAAGAAUACCUUAUGAAAACAUUUUUUUUUCAAAUUAAUAUUUAUGU